Molecule: messenger RNA, 935 nt
Organism: Scomber scombrus (Atlantic mackerel)
Lineage: Eukaryota; Metazoa; Chordata; Actinopteri; Scombriformes; Scombridae
Gene: tmem119b
Product: transmembrane protein 119b
Exons: 1
Coding region: 13-852 (279 amino acids)
Biological process (GO): positive regulation of osteoblast differentiation; positive regulation of bone mineralization; ossification
Cellular component (GO): plasma membrane
Source: RefSeq, a predicted model, not a curated record
AUGAAGCUCCCAAUGGCCCUUCGUCUGAUAGGUCUGUCUGCAGUGUUCUGCAUCAGCUGCUCUUUGGCCACACCUCUACCUAUUUACAGUUCACUGGAGGGAAGUACUGAUGAGGAAGAGUUCAAUAACUUCACUUCCUCUGUUCCUACCAGCGACCUUUCAUCUGACUACCAAACCACACCUGUUGGUCCCACGCAUGUGGAUGCCGACUUUCUCAGUCAGGUUGUGAACUUUUUAGAGGAGAACAUGCUCCUCAUCCUUGUUGCAAGCGCUUUCUUCCUUAUUAUCGUCCUCAUCAUCUGUGGUGCCAUUUUCAUGAGCCGCAGGCGCAAAGUCAAUGCUUACUACCCUUCCUCUUUCCCUUCCAAAAUGUAUGUGGACCACAGGGACAAAACCGGAGGUGCUAAAAUCUUUAAUGAGGUGCCAGAAAAGGCCGUUCCUGAACAGGAAAGUGAACCAGUGGACUCUCACAAACAGCUCCAGGCAGACAUCAUGAGGGCAGCCAAGAGCCUCCGCACUCCAAAUAAAUGUGUCGAUGCUGCAGAGGGAGGUGACUCCAGUCAGAAAGUAACAGACCACAGUCCUGAAGACAGCUCUAAAACAGAUGGUAGCAUCCUGGGCAAGGAGCUACCAAGUCUCCCUGAGGAAAAUGAGCUGUCUCAUCAGCUUUCUGACAGUGAAGCAGCUGCAGCAGCAGGCACCCCUGAGCUGAAUUCUCCAGAGCAGCCUUGUCCAGAGGAAGAUGAUCCACAGGAGCCCUUAAUCGGCAGGAGUCCUCGGCCCCCUUCUCUGCAUAUUCAUAAUGACUCUGCAACGCUGCAGCUGAUCGCCGGAGAGAAAACUGCAUUCUAACUAUUCUGAACACCAGGACCUGACUAUAUUUUCUAACUAUUUGAAGCCACAACCAGCAGUUUGUCCUUUAAACCAUCUCAAAG